Varanus komodoensis (Komodo dragon) is the source of this 1852-nucleotide messenger RNA. It is a transcript of the gene AURKA, whose product is annotated as aurora kinase A. Gene Ontology annotation, biological process: mitotic spindle organization; protein phosphorylation; regulation of cytokinesis. Gene Ontology annotation, cellular component: spindle midzone; spindle pole centrosome; spindle microtubule. Gene Ontology annotation, molecular function: ATP binding; protein kinase activity. The record is from RefSeq and is a predicted model, not a curated record. Bases 26 to 1333 code for a protein of 435 amino acids. The transcript is spliced from 8 exons. NCBI's taxonomy places the organism in Eukaryota, Metazoa, Chordata, Lepidosauria, Squamata, Varanidae.
AAAUUUCAUGUCUCCCUAGGCGAUAAUGGACAAAACUGGUAAAGAGAACCUGAGUAGGCAUCCCUGUCAAAAUGUGAAGGUAGCUACUGUGGAUGCUCCAAAGCGGAUUCCUGCAACCCAGAACCGAACACCUGGAUGUGGAGUGCAAGCACAGCGUGUUCUAGUUACGUCAAAUGUUCCCCAACGAGUGCCUAUUCAAUCCCAGACACAGAAACACAUUUCCUGUCCAAAACGUUCCAACCAGUCAGUUCAGCAGCGACCAACAUCUCUUGUUCAGCCAACAUCUAGGAGUCUAGCUUCAAGUAAAUCCACUGCAGCCUCACAUCAGUCAUCUGUGUCUGGAAAAAAAUCUGGAACAGAAAGUGUGCAAAACCAGACUGAGAUCAAAGGAGUAUCAAAUUCAAAGAAUGAGAAUAAAGAGGAAACAAAUUCAAAAAGCGAGACCAAAAAAAAACAGUGGUCUCUUGAUGAUUUUGAAAUUGGUCGUCCUUUGGGAAAAGGCAAAUUUGGAAAUGUGUACCUAGCUCGGGAAAAAGAGAGCAAAUUUAUUUUGGCUCUGAAGGUCUUAUUUAAAUCACAACUGGAAAAAGCAGGUGUAGAGCAUCAACUUCGGCGAGAAGUAGAAAUACAAUCUCAUCUCAGGCAUCCCAAUAUUCUUCGGUUAUAUGGCUACUUCCAUGAUCCAGGAAGAGUCUACUUAAUCUUAGAGCAUGCACCUCGUGGAGAAGUGUACAAAGAGCUCCAAAAGCUUACCAAAUUUGAUGAGCAACGGACUGCUACAUAUAUGACAGAACUUGCAGAUGCUUUAUUGUAUUGUCAUUCAAAAAGAGUAAUUCAUAGAGACAUAAAACCUGAAAACCUGCUGCUUGGAUCAAAUGGAGAACUAAAAAUUGCUGACUUUGGGUGGUCUGUGCAUGCUCCAUCAUCUAGGAGGUCAACUUUAUGUGGUACCCUUGAUUACUUGCCACCAGAAAUGAUUGAAGGGAGAACACAUGAUGAGAAGGUGGAUUUGUGGAGCCUUGGUGUCCUAUGUUAUGAAUUUCUAGUAGGAAAGCCUCCUUUUGAAGCAAAAACAUACCAGGAAACAUACAGAGCCAUUUCAAAGGUAGAGUACAAAGUACCUUCUUUUGUAACAGAGGGAGCUCGGGAUCUGAUUUCAAAGCUCCUGAAGCAUAAUCCGUACCACAGGCUGCCACUGGAGGAUGUGCUCAGACAUCCAUGGGUUACAGCGAACUCUACAAAACCUCCUAAGCAUAAAAUUGCUGAAGCUGCUGCUAGUUCAGUGACUACUUCUACUACUAGUACUACUAAUGACAACAAAAUCCAGUCCUAGCAUGGUGAAUACUGCAGUUUUGCAGUUUGUAGCAAAAAUUGUUUUGGCAAUUAUUGUACUGCAGACUGAUAGCCAGCAUAAAUUGGAUUAAAAAGCAUAUAAAUAUAUAUUGAAGUAUGAGCUGUUGACCUAUGAACCUUAUGGAAUUUGGGAUGCAAAUCCUUCUCACAUCCAUAUUGGUGCUACCAUGAAACAGUUCAAGAGUAUUUCACUUACUUGAAGUUGUUUUGCACAUAAUGUAAUUGCAGGCAUUGAAGACCUUCUUUAUGAAACGGCUGUUUUUCCUGUGUUGGUCCUUCUAGCUGCUUGAUAGCAACAUGUGAGAUUGAGUCAUGGCUUCCUGGAACAGUGCAAUAAUACCCCUGUCCUUGCAGGCUGAAGUUAACAUCUACAGUGAUUUUAAAUGGGUGGAACCUGUGUCUGUAAUGUGCGCUAACUACAGUCCCUAACUGUCUGUCUUGCCUUUUGUUAAGAGGCAUUUUGAAAUUGUUCUUCUAAAUAAAUUCUUUAUAGGCAAUA